UCGCAGGGAUUAGCGUGAUUCGGUGAAGUCUGAUGACUGAACCUUGCGCGACAGUUUUUCACAUUGCAAACUCAACUUUUGUGCUGACCUAUGUCUUGGGGUCGACCUUGAUGCAGCGUGGGUGCAGGUGAACGAGGGGAAGAUCCCGGUACGAGCUAUUUUUAAGACGAUUAGUGGGUUCAAACGUGCUGGUGCCGUUAUAGCUGAAUCGAACUGCUGGUCCAUGAUCAAGGGUGGACUCACUGUUGAUGAAUCUGGGCCAGCUGAGCUUUACUUCGAGAGCAAAGACACCUCGGUUGAGAUAUGGGUUGACAGCGUCUCGCUACAACCGUUCACAACAGAAGAAUGGAGAUCACAUCGGGAGCAAACCAUUGAGGAGAAACAUAAAAGAAAGGUCAGAAUCCAUGUAGUGGACAAGCAAAACAAGCCUCUGGCUAAUGCCACCAUCUCUAUAGUACAAAAGAAGCUGAGCUUCCCAUUUGGUAGUGCCAUAAACAAGAACAUCCUGACAAACACUGCAUACCAAAAUUGGUUCACUUCCAGAUUCACUGUCACGGCCUUCGAGGACGAAAUGAAGUGGUACACGAACGAGCCCUCCCAAGGCCACGAGGACUACUCGGCAGCAGAUGCAAUGCUCAAAUUUGCACAGCAACACGGCAUAUCAGUCCGUGGCCACAAUGUGCUGUGGGAUGACCCUAGGUACCAGCCUUCAUGGGUCAAUUCCCUCUCGGCAAGCCAACUCUCCACAGCCGUCACAAAUAGGAUAUACUCUAUCAUGAAGAGGUACAAGGGCCAGGUCAUCGGUUGGGAUGUGGUCAAUGAAAACCUGCACUUCUCGUUCUUUGAGAGGAAGCUCGGGCCGCAAGCAUCUGCUCACGCUUAUAAAGCGGCCAAGUUCAUUGAUCCCUCGACCACCUUGUUUUUGAAUGAUUAUAACACGAUAGAGGAUAGCAGGGACGGGUCAUCUUCACCUACCGCUUAUGCCAACAAGGUAAGAAGCAUUCAAUCUUCGGGCGGCAGGAAUUUGGGCAUCGGACUUGAGUCUCAUUUCAACGUGCCCAACAUCCCUUACAUGAGAUCUGCCAUCGACACUCUUGGAGCUUUGGGACUGCCAAUGUGGUUAACCGAAGUCGACGUGCAAAGUGGACAAAAUCAGGCAACGUACUUGGAGCAGGUGUUGAGGGAGGCGCACGCUCAUCCAAAGAUCAACGGAAUAAUACUGUGGACCGCCUGGAAGCCGGAGGGGUGUUACCGGAUGUGUCUGACGGACAACAACUUCCGCAACUUGCCAACCGGCAACGUGGUUGACAAGCUGUUGAAGAAAUGGGGUGGGGCGGGGCAGGUAUUGUCGGGCACGACUGGUUCGGACGGCACCUUGGAGGCCUCGCUCUUUCAUGGCGAUUACCAAGUGACAGUCACUCAGCCAGGGGCAAACACUUCAUAUGCUGUUCAAGGCUUUGAGGUCGCUCCAACAGAGACUUCCCAGAAGAGAUUAAUUCUUCGUGUCUGA
Syzygium oleosum is the source of this 1510-nucleotide messenger RNA. Its product is annotated as endo-1,4-beta-xylanase 5-like. Gene Ontology annotation, molecular function: hydrolase activity, hydrolyzing O-glycosyl compounds. Gene Ontology annotation, biological process: carbohydrate metabolic process. NCBI's taxonomy places the organism in Eukaryota, Viridiplantae, Streptophyta, Magnoliopsida, Myrtales, Myrtaceae. The record is from RefSeq and is a predicted model, not a curated record. Bases 224 to 1510 code for a protein of 428 amino acids. The transcript has 4 exons.